Messenger RNA from Drosophila serrata, 4645 nucleotides. RefSeq names its product Lost PHDs of trr (gene Lpt). Gene Ontology annotation, biological process: positive regulation of transcription by RNA polymerase II. Lineage: Eukaryota; Metazoa; Arthropoda; Insecta; Diptera; Drosophilidae. Gene Ontology annotation, cellular component: MLL3/4 complex. The record is from RefSeq and is a predicted model, not a curated record. Gene Ontology annotation, molecular function: histone H3K4 methyltransferase activity; transcription coactivator activity.
AUUUAUUUACCAGUCGAGUAAUGUAUACAAAAAUAAGCGGCGGCUAUUAAUUUUUUGUUAUUUUAAUGAAACACAGUAGAUGGAAAUGAGUACAAACGUUGUUGUUGUUAACAUGGACGAGAAGGCGGCGGGCGACGACCUUCCGUACUUUCCGGAGAAGUUUCCGGGCAAAGUGUGCUGUUUAUGCAACCUCGGGGAAAAAAGUGCCUUGGGACAGGGGACGAUUCUUCAGCUGAAGGCGCCAGCGGACCUCAGAGAUAAGUAUCCCUCCGAUCGGAUCAAGGAGGACGGAUCCAGGCUGUACUAUGGCCAAAAGCUGGUAUCAAACGGUGCGGGCGAGUGUCACUACGAACUGGACAAAAUCGGCCAGCCGGAGAUCGUGCAUCCCGCCGAUUUUGUGGACGAGGGAUUCGUUUACGUCCACCGAAUGUGCAUAAUGUGGUCGCUGCGCAAGAGUCAGAUAUCCGAUGCGGACGCCACAUAUUUUGCGAGCAACUUUGGGGAGUUCAUGGAGCAAAAGUGCAAUUUUUGCGGCCAGUACGGAGCCUCCAUCAAUUGUAAAAUGAACUGCCGCCAGGUGCACCACUGGCCGUGUGCAGCUGCUGCUGGCUGUCUCCUCAUCCUGGAAAGCUUCACGGUGUUCUGCACGGAGCAUCUGAGUCAAGUGCCGGUGAUAUGUAGUGAUAAUAAUGUGGAGUGUGUGACAUGCUCUUCGCUAGGCGACCUGUCCAAGCUCAUCAUGUGCAGUACUUGUGGAGAUCAUUCCCAUUCAACCUGCAUUGGACUGGCCAAUCUGCCAGAUACGCGUUCUGGCUGGAACUGUGCCCGAUGCACGAAGUGCCAGAUCUGUAGGCAGCAGGAUUCGAAUGACCUGAAGUACGUAAAAUGUGAACAAUGCCAGAAGAUCUAUCAUGCUUCCUGCUGGCGGCCUGUUAUCUCAGCCAUUCCGAAAUACGGCUGGAAGUGCAAUCGCUGUCGUGUCUGCACAGACUGCGGCUCACGUACUCCUGGCGGCGGCAGCUCGUCCCGCUGGCAUAGCCACUACACAAUCUGCGAUUCGUGUUACCAGCAGCGUAACAAGGGGUUUUCCUGUCCGAUCUGCCAGAAAGCUUACAGAGCAGCGUCACAUAAGGAAAUGGUUAAGUGCAGCUGGUGCCACAAAUUCGUACAUAGUACUUGCGACGAAGAAGCCGACUUGACGGCGUAUCACAAGAAAAAGGAACAAAAUCCCGACUACGACUAUGUGUGUCCGAACUGCAAGAGCAACUCUUCAGGUCCAGGUCAGUCACACCAGGCCAUCGACUCGAUCGUCCUUUCCGUAAUGGACCAUUCGACGGCAGAUCAACUAAGCCUCCGGGAAAUCGAGAUUGAUCCGCUGGAGGGCAAGCCCAAUAUGGAUCCAAUCGGCGAUGAAAUUCAAAAGCUGCCCACCGGCAAGAAGAAAAUGUGCCUCUCUAGUGUUCGCGGCAAGAGUGGCAAGUUCGUGCUGCAGCGAAUGGGGGUCCUCUCGCAGAUGAGCAAGAAACGGAGCACUCGAGGAAAGGGACGCUUAGCCGGCAACUUGUCCAACAUCUCUAGCGACCGCUGCGUAAAUCGCAACAUGGACACCGACCUCACGAGCGACAAGAAGAUGCUGUUGUGUUCGGCGCGGGACAAGUUCAUACUGAGUCAAGACAUUUGCGUGAUGUGCGGAUCCUUAGGCAUCGAAAGUGAUUCCGAAAUGAUCACAUGUGCCCAGUGCGGCCAGUGCUAUCAUCCAUAUUGCGCCGGUGUGAAGCCCUCCCGAGGCAUCCUGCAAAAGGGCUGGCGCUGUUUGGACUGCACGGUGUGCGAGGGAUGCGGAAAAAAGAACGACGAGGCUCGCCUUCUACUCUGCGACGAGUGCGAUAUUUCGUAUCACAUCUACUGUGUAAACCCGCCGCUAGAACAGGUGCCCUCAGGCAACUGGAAGUGCUCCUUCUGCACGCUGUGCCAGAAGUGCGGCCGCAACCCCACCGAAAAGAGUGAAUUCGGCGACUCCAACCAGGCCGAGUGUCCGCCGUGUGCCAGCCAGUCGGCAUGCCCGUUGUGCAAGAUUCCCUACAGCAGUGGCGAGAUGAUCAUCCAGUGCGAGCUCUGUGAGCUUUGGUCCCACUUCCUCUGCGACACCAUAAACGCUCAGCUAACAAUAGACUAUUACGACAAUAAUGUGUAUAAGUGCUUAAAAUGCCGCUGCUCGGUGAAAGGCGGCGGCCAGUUAGCUAUAAUGGAUGCCAAGGCAGGAAACGAGGACGGUGUCCUCACAGGAAAAACAUCAGCUGGUCACUUCACACAGACUCCUGUAUCUGCUGGCGAUGUCAAGAGUCACAUCGCCUUGCCCAGCGAUCUUCCCGAAACUGCACCAGAGGCAAUUCAUUGGAUUGACGGCGUGUGCCUUAGUGAAAGCGGCCUGAGCAUGAUUAAGUCCUUGUCCACGGAGAUCAAGCGAAAGCGCAAGAUGCGGCAGGCCAUUGGCAAUGGCAAGGACGGACAGGAAGCUACUGAGGCGGAGGCGCAGUGUGAGAAGUACAAGGACGGCAUGGUGUGGGAUGGAACAGAGAAUCCUAUUCCCGAGGGCUUUACCAUAUCCACCAACGACGAGGGUGUGCAUAUCUUGCGCAAGAAGCGUCAGCGAAAUCUACAAAAACUGGGCAUCGGCGGCUUCUCGGUGCGCAAUCGUGGCCUGAAGAAGGACAGCGAGGAAGCAGCGGCCGCCGAUCAUCAUCAGUUGAACUCCACAAUGAUGAGCAUGGACAAAAAGAAGAAGAUUAUAAGGAAGAAACAAAAGAAUAAGCUAAUCGAAGCCUAUCCCGUAUACUUGCAGGAGGCUUUCUUUGGAAAGCCUCUAUUGGAAUCCGGAGAGCUUGUGAUGGGCGAAUCCGAUUCCUCUGACGAAAUAGACGCCUCCAUGAAGGUGUACUUUACGCGGCCCGAGGGCAAGAGUCCCGAACAUGAUACCAAGAGUCCAGCCAAGACGGUUAAGAAGGUCAAAGCUGAGAAGCCGGUGCCAGGUCCGCCGGAUAACAAGACACCGGCAGCCGCCAUCGAGCAAAUGCCCAUGGCAGUUCAGCAGAAAACAGCCUCCAAUGUUUUUGAUCCUUCACACACCGAGGUUCUUGCUAGCCGGCAUCCUUUGGAUACGUUAGCUUCGCCAAAUAUUGCGGAACUGGACGUAGCAUCAGCUAGCUCGAUGAAUUUGGUUCAGACUGGGGAUAUUAUUGAAAAGCCAAUGAGAGAAUCGCCGGUAGUCCUGGUCGACAAUUACUUGGUGCCGCAGCAACAGUUGUCCCAGGAUCAAGGUCAAAAGUUCCACAAUCAGAUAUACUUGUCGGGUAAUAUCGCCACCCAACAGAUUCAUAAUUUCCACCAGCAGCAACAGCAACAGCCGACGGACCAUCUAAGUGCACACAACAAACAGAAAAUGCAGGGCAUGAUGAUGGGCCAAGUGGUUCUGCAAGCGGAGAAGCGGGGUCCCGAGGAGGAGCAGCCCAAGAUGGUGGAGCCCGUCGUGCCAGUUGAGAACAUGAAUGCCGGCACCCAAAAGACUGCCGAGAAAAUGCGCAAGGAUGAGGACCUCGGCCUGAUGGCUACCAUUUCCGCGGUUUUGUAUGCAAACACCGAGCAUCCGAACCUAAAAGAAUUGUUCCCGAACUGGAAUGAUCGAUGCAAGCAGAUUUUAAAGCGUUGGCGCUCGUUGUGCAACGAGAAAAAGGCUCCAUUCCUGCAAAAGGCAAAGGAUAACCGUUCCGCACUGCGGCAGAGGCGCGAGCAAAACAAAAUUCCGCCUCCACCCGCACCCAAGCCACAGAAGCAGGAGGAAAUGGCCAGAGUUUGGAAGCAGCAGCAGCAACAGCCGUCAAAAUUGAAGGAGGAUCCGAAUCAAACGAAUAUGUUUGUCACUUACAAUGGAAAUGCUUACGACAUGGCAACCACUUAUGGGGGCUCGGCGGCGCCACCAACUGCCAGUAAUCCACACCAUGUGAUGCCCAAUAUUAACGAUAGCUUGGUGUCCAAGGCCACGACAAUCCAAAGGACAGCUACAUCUGUUCAUUCAACUGCAGCCACCGUUUUGAAAAUGGACAAUCGCUUGGAACUAAAUUCGGUCUAUGGGUCUGAGCACAUCGGCGAUAAGAAACUCAGGAAUCUGCUGCAGAAAAACAGCGCGGAACCAAUGCUAUUGGAGGCCAACUCUGAUUUGUUCCUGCCCAACGACGUUAUGAGGCUGGGCGGCAUGAUGCAACCGAAUCACACGCCCAUUACACAAAACAAUCCAAUGUUAAGCAUUAGUGGAAAGGCUCAGCCGUCGGAAGGCAGGGCCUUGGAGCAGGACGUGAAGAUGAACGAGCCGCCGGAGGGCACAUCUUCUGCGUCCGUUGAAUUGGAGAAUGUUGGCUUUAGCGACCUGCUGGGCGGACUUGGAGAAGGUGACGACGAUGACCUACUCAAGUCGCUUACUUCCGAAAUGGGCGACGACUUUAAUAUCUUGGAAUAUGCAGAUCCCGACCUGGACGUGAAUGUUCUCAACUCUUUGGACUUUGAUGACAAUGAAAAGUGUUCUACGUAGAGAGAAAGCACCUGCACCUGAAUCUGAGUAAAUGGAAAUAAAGAAGGCAAUAAUAAUACGACA